AUGAAGGAUAAAAGAAAAGGCAUGACAAGCAGUCUAUUACUGGCUGUCGACGACACCGGCGAGUCGAACCCGAAAGCCGACGACCCAAGGCAUCGACUCUGGACGACGCUGUUUGGUAGACGGGAAAUAAACGUCGAGACUAAGGAAGAAGAAAAGGCUGAGCAAGAUAUCGCUGUCGAAUAG
This is a messenger RNA of Trichophyton verrucosum HKI 0517, 183 nucleotides long. RefSeq lists its product as uncharacterized. NCBI's taxonomy places the organism in Eukaryota, Fungi, Ascomycota, Eurotiomycetes, Onygenales, Arthrodermataceae. The coding region runs from base 1 to 183 and encodes 60 amino acids. The transcript has a single exon. The record is from RefSeq and is a predicted model, not a curated record.